AUGUGUUUUCCAAUGGCCUCUAUCCCCCUUGUUGUUGGUCGUGGGCAUACAGAUACAGUAACAGCCUUGUCACUCUCUGAUCGUCUGCUGGCUUCUGGAGGUGAAGAUGGCAAUACGUAUCUCUGGUCUCUGGAUCAAAGUCAAUUCCCUAUUCUUCAUGCUCGUAGAUUCGACCACUGCUCCAGUGUUAAAUUCAAUGUUAAUAAGUCCAACAUUUUGUACGGGGCUUACGGCCAGGAAAUCGUGUCAUGGGACAUCCGUAACCUAGCUGAACCGCUUGCUGUUUGGAAAGUGAACGAUGAAGAAAUAAACUCGAUUGAUGUUUCUGGAAAUGAGUAUCGCCUUUCAUCUGCAGAUAAUUCUGGAGCUAUUCAGAUUAUCGAUCUAAACACUGGUUGA
Molecule: messenger RNA, 399 nt
Organism: Heterobilharzia americana
Lineage: Eukaryota; Metazoa; Platyhelminthes; Trematoda; Strigeidida; Schistosomatidae
Source: the annotation of a GenBank genome assembly